GGGAGAACACUGGAGAACAUGGAAGAACAUGGGAGAACACCGGAGAACAUGGAGAACACCAUAGAACACUGGAGAACACCGGAGAACAUGCAAGAACACAGGAGAACACGGAAGAACGCAGGAGAACACGGAAGAACAUGGGAGAACACUAAUGAACACGGGAGAACAUGCAAGAACACAGGAGAACACAGGAAAAUACGAGAGAACACUGAUGAACACCAGACAACACUGGAGAACACGGCAGAACGCCGGAGAACAACAGGAGAACAUGCAAGAACACAGAAGAACAUCGGGACAAUACGGGAGAACAUGGAAAACACCGGAGAACAUGCGAGAACACAGAAGAACACAGCAGAACACCGGAGAACAAAUGAGAACACUGAAGAACAUGCAAGAACACAGGAGAACACGGGAAAAUACGAGAGAACACUGAUGAACACCGGACAACACUGGAGAACACGGCAGAACGCCGGAGAACAUGCAAGAACACAGAAGAACAUCGGGACAAUACGGGAGAACAUGCGAGAACACGGAAGAACACAGCAGAACACCGGAGAACAAAUGAGAACACUGAAGAACACAGGAGAACAUGGAGAACACUGGAAAACACGAGAGAACAAUAGGAGAACACCGGGACAAUACAGGAGAACACGAGAGAACAUCGGGACAAUACGGGAGCACAUGGAAAACACCGGAGAACAUGCGAGAACAAGGGACUGCGCGGGAGAACACGCAAAAACACAGGUGAACAAGAGAGAAAACCGGAGAACACGUGAGAACACUGGGGGAAUGUCCAGGAUAAGCCAUGAGGAUCUGUGUGUCAGAAGGCAAGAACACAAGCACAGACACGGGACAUCAGAUGCUCAGAGGACACGGACUCUACGCACAAAGAUCCUCUUUGUCUGACGCUCAUGAAGAGGGUUUUCACUCUCU
Messenger RNA from Pimephales promelas (fathead minnow), 933 nucleotides. The record is from RefSeq and is a predicted model, not a curated record. NCBI's taxonomy places the organism in Eukaryota, Metazoa, Chordata, Actinopteri, Cypriniformes, Leuciscidae.